This is a messenger RNA of Phacochoerus africanus (Common warthog), 1411 nucleotides long. RefSeq names its product phospholipid transfer protein-like. Gene Ontology annotation, biological process: ceramide transport; high-density lipoprotein particle remodeling; phospholipid transport. The record is from RefSeq and is a predicted model, not a curated record. Lineage: Eukaryota; Metazoa; Chordata; Mammalia; Artiodactyla; Suidae. Gene Ontology annotation, molecular function: diacylglycerol binding; ceramide binding; phosphatidic acid transfer activity.
UCGCAUCACCUGCAAGGUGCUGGAGCUGGUGAAGCAGGAGGGGCUGCGCUUUCUGGAGCAAGAGCUGGAGACCAUUACCAUUCUGGAUCUGCAGGGCAGGGAAGGCCACUUCUACUACAACAUCUCUGAAGUGAAGGUCACGGAGCUGCAGCUGACAUCCUCUGAGCUCCAUUUCCAGCCAGAGCAGGACCUGAUGCUACAAAUCAACAAUGGCUCCUUGGGGCUGCGCUUCCGGAGACAGCUUCUCUACUGGUUCUUCUAUGGUGGGGGCUAUAUCAACGCGUCAGCUGAGGGUGUAUCCAUCCACACAGCUCUGCAGCUCUCCCGGGACCCCACGGCCAGAUCAAAGUAUCCAACGUCUCCUGCCAGGCCUGUCUCCAGAAUGCACGCAGCCUUUGGAGGAACCUAGAAAGUGUAUGAAUUCCUGUCCACGUUCAUCACCUCGGGGAGGCACUUCCUCCUCAACCAGGAGAUCUGCCCCAUGCUCUACUAUGCAGGGACGGUGCUUUUCAACUCCCUCCUGGACACCGUGCCUGUGCAUGGUGCUGUGGACGAGCUGGUUGGCAUUGACUACUCACUCCUGAAAGAUCCCGUGGCCUCCAUCAGCAAUCUGGACAUGGAAUUCCAGGGGGCCUUCUAUCCCCUGGCUGAGGAGAACUGGAGCCUGCCCAACUGGGAGGUGGAGCCGCAGCUGCAGGAAGAAGAGUGGAUGGUGUACGCAGCCUUCUCUGAGUUCUUCGACUCUGCCAUGGACAGCUACUUCCGGGCAGGGGCCCUGCAGCUGUCGCUGGUGGGGGACAAGAUGACCCAUGACCUGGACAUGCUGCUGAGGGCCACCUACUUUGGGAGCCUUGUCCUGCUGAGCCCGGCAGUGAUUGAGUCUCCGCUGAAACUGCAGCUGCAGGUCAUGGCACCACCAUGCUGCACCAUCAGGCCCUCGGGCACCACCAUCUCCGUCACCACCAGUGUCACCAUUGCCCUGGUCCCACCCGGCCAGCCUGAGGUCCAGCUGUCCAGCAUGACCAUGGAUGCCGGACUUAGCGCCAAGAUGGCCCUCUGGGGGAAGGCACUGUGCACACAGCUGGACCUGAGCAGGUUCAGAAUCUACUCGAACCAGUCCGCACUGGAGUCACCAGCACCGACCCCACUGCAGGCUCCUCUGAAGACCAUGCUGCAGAUUGGGGUGAUGCCCAUGCUCAAUAACCGGACCUGGCAAGGGGUACAGAUCUCAUUCCCUGAGGGUAUCAACUUUGUGCGCAAGGUGGUGACAAACAACAGAGGCCUCCUUACCAUCGGGGCAGACCUCCACUUUGCCAAAGGGCUCCAAGAGGUGUCUGAGAAGAACAGGCCUGCCGACACCAGGAGGCUCCAAGCAUCCAGUGCCCCGCCCUCCUCCAGGGCAGCUGUUUGA